Otolemur garnettii (small-eared galago) is the source of this 9278-nucleotide messenger RNA. RefSeq names its product myosin XVB (gene MYO15B). The transcript is spliced from 64 exons. Gene Ontology annotation, molecular function: cytoskeletal motor activity; protein binding; ATP binding. The record is from RefSeq and is a predicted model, not a curated record. Gene Ontology annotation, cellular component: cytoskeleton; myosin complex. Bases 1 to 8958 code for a protein of 2985 amino acids. NCBI's taxonomy places the organism in Eukaryota, Metazoa, Chordata, Mammalia, Primates, Galagidae.
AUGGGCCGGAACAAGGGAAAAGCGUCCCAACGCCCCGCGAAGCCCAGGACACCAGCCUCCGGGGAACAGGAGUCCGGAUCAGCCAGCACAGAUGGCGUGCCCAGCCAGGAACACCGACACGGCCUCAACAAGAGCCAUGGGGUGAGACAGGCCACGGAGCCCGCCAUCACUGGGAGCCAGGGGACCUCUGGGGGCAGCAGGAAGCCCAGUGACUUCCAGUGCAAACUGCCAGAGGCUGGGCGGCCACCGGAGGUUCAGGAGAGGAAAGGCAGUACGCCGUAUCAAAGACGCGGGCCCAAGGAGAGAAGCGAGCUUGGGGACAGCUGUGAGGGGCUCCUGGAGGAGGACAGCCUUCCCCAAGGAGAAGGGCAGACAGGCAAGAGCAGCCACCGCAAGAAGAGAGGGAAGCGGCGGGGACCCUCAGCUCGGCGGGGCCACCAAGCGACCAAGAGCCUCGAUGAGGACACGUCGGGCGGCGACGGAGGCACAUCUUGCCCAGACAGCGAAGCCCGCGAGGCACUGGAGAGCGGCGGACACAAGAGCGGGGCCCCAAUACUGCGGCCCAAGCCGGAGCCAUCGGACACAGAAUGGACCAACACCGGGCCGGAGUCAGCGCCAGAGCCAGGCGAGCGCCAGAGCAGCGAUGGCCUGAGCAGCGAUGAGCCCCCAGCUGAGUCCUGGAGCCCGGAAGAGUCUUCUGGGGCAGGGCCCCAGACAGCGAGUGAGGACUCCAGGACAGACGCCGCCGAUUCUAGUCUGCAGGGGGCUGGGCCUGGGCAGGGCCCACGUGCAGCCCCGGGAUCUUCAACGCGCUUUUCCAGGAGCUCCCGGGCUCCUCGGGACACAGGGCCAGCUUGGGACGGGAGUGUCAAAGAAGCGCACCACGGCGAUGAGCCUGAAACAGCCCAGGCUUCGACCUCCCGGGCUCUCCGCCGCCAGGUCGGAAAGGUGGUGGGGAAGGUGCAAGUGGUGGCGGGCGAGAGCGAAGCAGGAGCCGGAGGAAUAGACGAGUCAGGGGACCCAGCGUCGAUGGACGCCCUCGUGGUGGUGAGCAGGCUCCGCGCAAGACCCCCGCCAGGCUCUGCUCCUGAGGCCGUGGGUCCCCGAUGCUCCAGCCUCCGGGAGCGGUUCCUGCGCGUAGCACGAGCACUGGGCUUCCUGCGACGGCUGCGGCUCUGGUCGUGGAAUAACCAAGGACAGGUGCCCCAGCCUGGGGCGGGCGGGGAACUGGGGGCUGGGCCGCCGGCCAACGAGAGGCGGGGCCGCCGGCCAGCACUGCGGCGCCGCCUUGCGUUGCGCCUCGCGGGUUUAGCAGGGUUGGGGGGUUGGCCGAAGGCUCCCCCUGGCGGCGGCUCAAGGCCCCCGCAAAACCUGAAGCGCCCAGACCCAGAUCACCCUUCCGACCAGGAGGACCCGACUCCAGAUCCCAGGUUCGCGGUCGUGUUCCCUAGGAUCCACAGGGUGGAGAGGGCGUCGAUCAGUCGGAGCUCUGGAGAAGCUUCCGCGGACGUCCCUACGGGGGAGGGCUGCGUUUGGCCCCAUGCAGGGGCCAGAGGUGACAGUGAGGGUCGCACAAGAAGUGGGGAAGGGGUGGCCGGGCCCUGCCGCGGCUCCCUCCUUGCUCCGACCGCUCCCGACCGGCUCCCUCUCAACCAGAGCGGCUCCAGCAGUGAAGCGGAGCCGGAGACCCUGGAAGCUGAGACUCCAGAAGCUGAGACCCUAGUACACUGGGCGCAGGACUUGGGCCCAUGCAAAGACCCUGAGCUUGGCACUGUCAUACUGCUGCCCCAACUUGCCUUAGAGACCCGCUUACAGCGGGAAAGGAACCUCGGCCGGUGUAGGUCCCUAAGGGAGCGGUGGGAGCCUGAGGAUGAGGCAGAAGCAGCUCUCGAAAGAGACCUGGAGCUGAACCUCGGCCAGAGCUUGGAGGCGCUGCCCUUCCUUGGUGGCGAGGGUGGGGGCCCUGGAGACGGCCUGGAGGACACUGAGGACCUGGCCCGGCUACAGCUGGUGUGUGACAGCUCUGUGCUGCUGUGCCUCAAGAAGAGAUUCCACCGGGGUCGCAUCUAUACCUUUGGGGGGCCCCUCCUGCUCUCUCUGAACCCCCACCAGCCCCUGCCUCUCUUCUCACCUGAGGUCUUGGCCAGCUACCACCCCAGGAAGGCCCCCAACACCACCCCGCACAUCUUUGCCAUGGUGGCAUCAGCCUACAGCCUGUCUCAGAGCCCUGGGAAGGAGCCCUGCAUCCUCCUGGUGUCUCCCUCUUGCAGUGGGCACAGUGGCUCAGGGAAGACAGAAGCCACCAAAAAGAUUGUGCAGUUCCUAAGCAGCCUGGAGCAGGAGCAGAUGAGAGACAGAGGGUGUCAGCUGGAGGACGUGCUGCCUGUGCUCAGCAGCUUUGGCCAUGCCAAGACCAUCCUCAAUGCCAACUCCAGUCGCUUUGGCCAGGCCUUGUGCCUCUGCCUGCAGCACGGGGUCAUCGUGGGAGCCUCUGUGACACAUUAUCUCCUUGAGACCUCAAGGGUGGUGUUUCAGGGGCAGGCCUGCCAGCUCCAAGACAAGGAUGAUGCCCAGGACUUCACACGGCUGACAAAGGCCCUGCAGGUGCUGGGCUUAUGCUCUGAGGAGUUGACCAUGGUGUGGGCUGUGCUAGCCACCAUCCUGCAGCUGGGCAACAUCUGCUUCUCCUCUUCAGAGUGGGAGUCCCAAGAGGUGGCUGCUGUGUCCAGCUGGGCCGAGAUCCAUGCAGCAGCCCAGCUGCUACGGGUGCCACCAGAGCGCCUGGAAGGGGCUGUCACCCGGAGGGUCAUGGACACACCCUAUGGCCGGGUCUCACGAUCCCUGCCAGUGGAAAGUGCCAUUGAUGCCAGGGAUGCCCUGGCCAAAGCCCUAUUCUCACGGAUUUUCAACUGGCUUCUGAUGAAGAUCAAUGCACGGCUGGCACCACCUGGGGAGGGAAGCAGCACAAGCACCAUCACUGUCGUGGAUGUCUAUGGCUUUGAGGCGCUGCGUGUGAAUGGCCUGGAGCAGCUGUGCAACAACAUCGCCAGCGAGCGCCUGCAGCUCCUCUGUGGACAAAUGCUGCUGGCCCAGGAGGAGGAGGAAUGUCAGCGGGAGCUGCUGGCCUGGGUGCCCAUCCCUCAGCCUCCACAGCAGUCCUGCCUGGACCUCCUGGUGGACCAGCCCCAUAGUCUCCUGAAUAUCCUGGAUGCCCAGACACAACUAUCCCAGGCCACAGACCACACCUUUCUCCAGAAGUGCCACUAUCACCACAGUGAGCACCCGCGCUAUGCCAAACCCCAGCUGCCAUUGCCGAUCUUCACCGUGUGGCAUUAUGCUGGGGCUGUCACCUACCAGGUUCACAAGUUUUUAAAUAGAAACCGGGAUCACCUGGACCCAGCCGUGGUGGAAAUGCUUGGCCAGAGCCAGCUCCAGCUGGUGGGCAGCUCAUUCCAGGAAGCAGAGCUGGAGCCCAGGGAAGGCCAAGGCAGACCCACGCUGGCUGCCCGCUUCCAGAAGGCUCUGGGGGACCUCAUGGCCCAGCUAGGCAGAAGCCACAUCUAUGUCAUCCAAUGCCUGAACCCCAACCCUGGGAAGCUCCCAGGCUGCUUCGACGUGGGACAUGUGGCUGAGCAGCUGUGCCAGGCAGGUGUCCUGGAGGCCGUGGGUGCCCGCAGUGCCAACUUCCCAGUGCGUGUGCCCUUCCAGGCCUUCCUGGCCAGGUUCCAGGCACUGGGGACAAAGAGGCAGGAAAACCCUUCUGACCGGGAGAGGUGUGGCACCAUCCUGGGCCAAAUGCUGGGGGCUGAAUCGCUGCUCUAUCACCUUGGAACUACCAAGGUCCUACUUCGGGAGCAGGGCUGGCAGCGGCUGGAGCAGCUCUGGGCCCAGCGGCGCUCCCAGGCCCUGUUCACCCUGCGCCGUGGUCUGCAGGCCUGUAUCUUCCGCCAGCGCCUCCGCCUCCUGCCCCGGAUGCAGGCUCGUGUGCGUGGGUUCCAGACCAGGAAGCGGUACCUCCAGCGGCGAGCAGCUCUGGGACAGCUGAACACCGUCCUUCUGGUGGCCCGGCCCCUGCUCUGGAGGCGACAAAAACAGCAGCUUGGGCAUUGGUGUGGCUGGCUUUCGGACAGAGUCUCGGGGAAAAUGCCAAGCAUGGAGCUGGGGAGCUUGGAGAUCCCGGCUGAGCUGGCCGUCAUGCUGAAGACAGCAGAAGGCCACCAGGAUGCCCUGACUGGGAGCAUCACCGAGUCUAUGCCCCCUGAAGUCCCUGCUCGGCCCAGCCUGGUGCUCCCACCAGACAUUGACCGGUUCCCCUUCUCCAGCUUCGUCUCCAUCGGCUUUCAGGAGCCAUGCCUGCCCCGCCCAGGGCAGCCACUGGCCAAGCCUCUGACGCGGCUGGAUGGCGAGAACCCUCAGCGUGCCCUGGACAUCAACAAGGUGAUACUGCGGUUCCUGGGGGACGGAUCCCUGCCGUCCUGGCAGAGGCAGAUCAUGGGCACUUACCUGGUGCGGCAGGGGCAGCGCCAGAUGGGGCUGCGGGAUGAGCUCUUCAGCCAGCUCGUUGCCCAGCUCUGGCAGAACCCAGAUGAGCAGCAGAGCCAGCGUGGUUGGGCCCUCAUGGCCAUCCUGCUAAGUGCCUUUCCCCCUACGGCAGCCCUACAGAAGCCACUGCUCAAGUUUGUGUCUGACCAGGCCCCCACGGGCAUGGCAGCACUGUGCCAGCACAAGCUGCUGGGGGCCAUGGAGCAGUCACAGCUGGCGCUGGGGGCUGCUCGGACUCACCCACCCACCCAGCUGGAAUGGAUGGCUGGAUGGCGGCGGGGCCGCAUGACUUUGGACGUCUUCACCUUCAACGAGGAGUGCUACUCGGCUGAGGUGGAGUCCUGGACUACGGGAGAGCAACUGGCCGGGUGGAUCCUGCAGAGCAAAGGCCUGGAGGCGCCACCCCGUGGCUGGUCCAUGUCACUGCACUCCAGAGACACAUGGCAGGACUUGGCUGGCUGCGACUUUGUGCUGGAUCUGAUUGGCCAGACGGAAGACCUGGGGGACCCAGCUGGUCCAUGCAGCUACCCCAUCAGUCCCCUUGGCUCAGCUGAGGCCAUCCCCCCUGCCCCUACUGUCCAGGCCCCCUCGCUGCCCCCAGGACCUCCCCCAGGUCCAGCCCCGACAUUGCCUAGCAGGAGCCACACAGGUAAGACCAGCAAGGCCGGGAGCCUGGAUGGAUUCCUAGAGCACCUUUUUGAACCAGUCCUCUCACCAGGCCUCAGGGAUCUAGAACAAGGCUGGGAUCUAAGUGGCCGCAUGAAGGGAGGUGGUGCCAUGGGACCCAUGCAGCAGGGCUACCCCAUGGUGUACCCAGGAAUGAUGCAGAUGCCUGGAUACCAGCCAGCUAUGAUGCCUGCACCCAUACCCAUGAUGCCAGCCAUGGGCGCAGGCCCUGCCAUGCCAACCAUGGUGGUGCCACCACAGCCACAGCCGCAGCCAUUGCUCCCUAGCCUGGAUGCGAGGCAGCUGGCAGUCCAGCAACAGAACUUCAUCAACCAGCAGGCGCUGAUCCUGGCCCAGCAGAUGACCACCCAGGCCAUGACCCUGUCCCUGGAGCAGCAGACGCAGCAGCGCCAGCGCCAGCACCAGCAGCAAGCUGAAGCCUUGAGGGCUGCAUCUCAGACCCCACCUAUAGCUAUCACACCCAAGCCCAAGAAGCCCCCUGCUCCCCGGGAAGAGCCAGAGCGUGAGCUGGAAUCGGGGGGCACCUACCUAAGGGGGAUCUCAGAGGAGGCAGAAGAUAGGUCCCUGCACCCCAGAAGCUUCCAGCAGAAACGGGACUAUUUCCAGAAGAUGGGGCAACAGCAGAUCAAGGUGAAGGCAUUGAAGCCUCCUGCCAAGGUCCAGAUCCCCCAGAGGGAGGAACAGGAGGAGCAAGAAGAGGAGCCAAGAACAGUGCUGUCCCCUCCUCCUCCCCCCGCAGUGAAGAAGCGUUCGAAACAAGGUGAGACCAAAGCUGCAAAAGAGGCUGAAGCUGAGCCAGCCGGAGAGGCAGGAUCUGGCCAUGAUCAAGAGCGAACCCAGGGCAGGGCGCUCAUGGUGCAAAGCUUGGUCCACACAUCCCAGCGGCCUGAACCCAGCAAGGAAAUUCGCAACAUCAUCCGCAUGUACCAGAGCCGCCCAGGCCCCGUGCCUGUGCCUGUGCAGCCAUCCAGGCCUCUCAAAACUUUCCCAAAGAAAAAUGAUCCUAAGGAUGAGGCUCUGGCCAAGCUGGGAAUCCAUGGUGCCCACUCAUCCCCUUCGACGAUGUCCCCCAGCCCAGGGAAGAGCCCACCACCUACUGUAGCUCCUCGACCCAAAGCCCUACCACAGCCUGGGCCUUCCAGCUCCAUCAAGGAAAAGCAGGGGCCCCUUCAGGACUUGUUUGGCAAGAACAUGCCCACUACCCGGGCACCCCAACCUCCACCAGCACCCCCACUGUCUCUGCCUGAGGACCCAGGGGCCCCUUCAGCUGAGCCUCGUGGCUUGAUGGAGCCUAUGGGGGACCAGAGCACCUCCACCCAACUACUUGUGCCCUCUGCCAGCGUGAGCUUCUCCUACACCAGUGCACCUUGGAAGUUAUUCCUACGCAAGGAGGUGUUCUAUCCACGGGAGAACUUCAGCCACCCCUACUGCCUCCAGCUCCUCUGUGAGCAGAUCCUACGGGACACCUUUGCUGAGUCCUGCAUCCGGAUCUCCCAAGAUGAACGGCGUAAAAUGAAAGACCUGCUGAGAGAUUUGGAAGUGGGCCUAGACUCUCUCGCCACUGCUGAAGACAAUGUCAAGAAACGCAUCGUGGUGGCUGCUCGGGACAAAUGGGCCAAUUACUUCUCCCGCAUCUUUCCAGCCUUGGGUGAGAGCGGCAGUGAUGUGCAGCUGCUAGGUGUGUCCCACCGGGGCCUGAGACUGCUCAAGGUGUCCCACGGCCCCAGCUUCCACCCUGACCAGCUGAAGACGCUCUGCUCAUAUAGCUUUUCAGAGGUGCUGGGGGUGAAGUGCCCAGGUGGCUCCACCCUGGAGCUGUCACUGAAGAAUGAACAGCUGAUAUUGCACUCAGCCAGGGCGACAGCCAUCAAGACCAUGGUUGAGCUAUUCCUGAAUGAGCUCAAGAAGGACUCGGGCUAUGUCAUUGCCCUACGUAGCUACAUCACGGAUGACUGCAGCCUCCUCAGCUUCCACCGCGGUGACCUCAUCAAGCUAUUGCCAGUGGCCACGCUGGAACCAGGUUGGCAGUUUGGCUCUGCUGGAGGCCGCUCCGGACUUUUUCCCACUGACAUGGUGCAGCCGGCUGCUGCUCCUGACUUCUCCUUCUCAUCAGAGCAGAGGAGCCAGCACAAAAGUCACUUGCAGCUUGGGGAGCCAGGGCUGGCUCAGUGGGACAGGGCCUUGGAGCACCCUGCUCCAGCGCACAGUGAUAACUCAGAGGCCACCAGCCUGCCUUCGUCCAUGGCCUACGCCUCUCUAUCCACUGACUCCCAUAGCUACACCAUGCAGGAAUUUGCCCUGCGCUACUUCAGAAAGCCUCAAACCUUGUUGGACCUGACAGGUGGAGCUGAGGCGAAGGCUGUGGCCAGCCUAGUGCAGCACAGCAAGGUUCCUAUCCAGGAAUCUCUCAUCAGCCUUAGUGAUGAGGACACGAGCAGGCAGGCUGUGACCAGCUUUAAGGCCCUGAUGCAAUUUAUGGGUGACCAAUCCAAGCCCUGGGGCAAGAACGAGCUGGAUCUGCUCUAUAAGCUGCUGAAGCUGUGCCAGGAGGAGAACUUAAGAGAUGAGAUUUACUGCCAGGUCAUCAAGCAGGUCACAGGACACCCCCGGCCGGACCACUGUGCUCGAGGCUGGAGCUUCCUCAGCCUCCUCACAGGCUUCUUCCCUCCGUCAACCACGUUGAUGCCCUAUGUGACCAAGUUCUUACAGGAUUCUGGCCCCAGCCAAGAGCUGGCCCAGAGCAGCCAGGAACACCUGCAGCGCACAGUCAAAUAUGGGGGCCGCCAACGGCUGCCCCCACUGGAGGAAAUGCAAGCUUUCUUGAAAGGUCAAGCUGUCCGUGAGCUUCUAAUACACCUGCCUGGGGGGACGGAUUACAAGAUGAAUAUCCGGACUUUCACGGUGGCAACAGAGGUGCUGGAGGAGCUGUGCAGACAGAUGGGCAUCACAGAGCCCCAGGAAGUGCAGGAAUUUGCCCUCUUCCUCAUCAAAAGGGAGGGUGAGCUGGUACGGCCCCUCCGGCCCGGUGAGUACCUCAACAAUGUGAUGGUGAACCCACAUGUGAGCCUGCACAGCCGGCGGCUGGGCUGGGAGACCCCACUGCACUUUGACAACCCCACCUAUGUCAGCACCCACUACAGCCAGGUGCUGCGGGACUACCUUCAGGGGAAGCUGCGGGUCAGCGCCCAGGCAGAUGCUGAGAUUGCCAGGCUGGCUGCCCUGCAGCACCUCAGCAAGGACAAAAAGACACCCCCCUCAGAGCAAGACCUGCUGGCUUACAUUCCAAAGCCGCUGCAAUGGGGGGUGAGUGUGACCACCAUAAAGGGUCUGAUGGGCCAGGAGCUGAGACAGCUGCAAGGACAGAGCUCCCAGGAAGCACAGAUCAGCUUCAUUGAGGCUAUGCGCCAGCUACCCCUCUUUGGCUACACCAUCUAUGUGGUGCUGCGGGCGAGUGAGCUGACCCUACCCGGACCCUCCCUCCUGGGGCUCAACCACCAGCACCUCCUCCUUAUGGACCCCAGUUCUCAGAAACCGCUGUGCUCCAUCAGCCUGAAGAGCCUGCAUCGGCUCCACCUGCUGAGCCCACAGGAGGUAGGAGGCACCCCUGGCCUGGAACUCAACUAUGGCUCAGCUGACAACCCCCAGACCACCUGGUUUGAGCUGCCACAGGCCCAGGAGCUGCUGAACACCAUCCUCUUCUUCCUGGACAGCACCUGUUCCAUUGAGUAGCCCGGCCUCAACUGAGUGGGAUGGGGUGGAGACGAGGAAGAGGCCUCUCCCUGGCGCGAGUUUCAACCACAUGGUCUGCCUUGGAUGCCAUCAAGUCAUUCUGGUUUGGGCUUUACUGCUUGGCCCUGUUCUGGAAACUGACACAGCACAGCCAGCUUGCCCAAGUGGAGGCACAGGCUGGAACAGUGUCACCAACCGGGGAGGGAAAACAGCCAGGCUCUCUGGGGGGCCUGGUUCUGGGGUGAAGGCUGCAGGAGCUCAGGCUGGGAUCAGAUGUUGCCAGUCUGGGGGAGAUGUCCACCCACGCCAGCCUCCCACCU